Messenger RNA from Vespula pensylvanica (western yellowjacket), 682 nucleotides. RefSeq names its product NADH dehydrogenase [ubiquinone] 1 subunit C2 (gene ND-B14.5B). Gene Ontology annotation, cellular component: mitochondrial inner membrane. The record is from RefSeq and is a predicted model, not a curated record. The transcript is spliced from 4 exons. Gene Ontology annotation, biological process: mitochondrial electron transport, NADH to ubiquinone. Lineage: Eukaryota; Metazoa; Arthropoda; Insecta; Hymenoptera; Vespidae. The coding region runs from base 92 to 451 and encodes 119 amino acids.
UCGAUUUAGCUCCGAUAGAGUAGGUUGUACGUACUUGGGUUGAAUUUUUGAAGUUUUUCGCCGAUUACUUUGAACAAAUUACUUUACAAAAAUGAGUAAUAAUCCUGACAUUCAAUGGGCAUUGGAUAUACUUACAACUGAGCCUGAUUAUCAACCUUCUCUUUGGGAAAAAUAUGGGCUGAUGGUUGGAUUGCCAUUAACAGUUUUUGGAGGAGCAUGUUUACGAAAUACACUACUGAAUAGACCUUUAUAUGCAGGUUUUCAGGUACAUAUUGUAACAACACUAGCAGGUUUUUUAAUAGCAUAUAAACUGCAAGAGUUUACUACUAACCAGUUUGCAAAAAGAGAUCAGAUGCUUCGUCAUUAUGUUACGUUGCAUCCAGAAGAUUUUCCAAAGCCUGAACGUAAAAAGUGGAGUGAAGUGUUUGAACCUUGGUAUCCAAUCCGUUAAGCAAUAUAGUUAUUUAAACUAUAUUGUACUGGAUCAGAUUAUAAUUAUCGUUGUAUAAUCCAGUACCUUUUGCAUCUCCCAACCAGGGGUAUUUAUAAGGGCAUUCUCUACAUGUCUCCAAAUACCUGUAAAAUUAUUUGGCAUUAUAUUACAUAAUGUAAAUGUUUAUUAAUAUUUAAUUUGUGCUUAAAUAUUUAUGAUUAGGUUGAUUUAUAAAAUUUUUAAAUAAAA